AUGCCACGCCUGCGAGGGACUAAAUAUUUGACCUGCUUUUAUUGCGGCAAGCGAUCAAAUACGAAAUAUGACGGCAUCACACGCCAGUUUCUAUGCCUGUCAUGCGAUGCGACAAACUACCUCGAUCACAAUGGAGAGAUUACGGAUCCUCCAGUAGCUACCGAGCGUGAAGCUCCCGCGACCUUAUACGCCAAUCCCCGACCAUCCUCUCCCUCACUUCCCCAAGACAGCAUCUUUUGCAAAACAUGCCUUAAGAAUCAGCGACUCUUUACCUCAUCCCUGGCACAGUACUUACCCGACGAUCCAAGCCAUCCAGAAUAUGCCGAGCUCGAGCGCAACUACUACCGAUAUCGAAAGGGGUUGGAGGAGCGAUACCCCCAAGUCUGUGACGAAUGCGCCGUUAGAGUGGAUGGACAAAUUAAAAGGGCCGGAUACACAGCCAAGACAGACCAUCUCCGGCGGAUGAUGGAGAAAAGCAGGGGACGGAAGAGCACUUCUGACAGGAGUAGUGCCCUGAAUUGGCUCGACAGUCUAGGGAGGGCAUUGUGGUGGGGAGGAUUGACUAUGCAAAUGUUUUGGCAUCUUAGAGCUGUCACGUUCGCGCUACAGCACCAAGACGUUGGAAUGUAUGAUCCUGAUGAUCAAAGUUGGUCAGUGAUGGCUGUAACUGGGUUGUCUCAGGCUGUCGAUUUCCUUCCACCAGCCGACUUCCUGAUCAAUACUGCUGUUCUCGCAAGCAUACUAUCGGCGUGGUGGAAUCCUCAGUUUGUGCAGGUCGGGCUGAUUGUCUUCUUCCGGUUCCUAUUCCGUCGGGUUCUUGAAAUGGAUGGAGGCCACGCGCAGUCACGUAACGCCCAACUUAGUGCGCACCUGGUCAUGUCGGCCGUGAUGGUUAUGAUAUACUCCUCUGCGAAACGAUCCAUCAAAGUCGACACGACGCCCCUUUUCGGCAGCAGUGCCGAUACUGCAUCUUCACCAAAACAGCCUAAACUCACCCGAGUGAAGAGGGAAGAGCCAAAGACGUUUUCUGAUCUGCUGAACGAAGCGCUGGAUUCACCCACACAGGCUCCUCAGACUGACCGGUCACAACGAUCAUAUGCCAGCUCGUUUUCGCCGCAACGAUAUGUACCCAGUAGUCCACUACGCCCCACGGAAAGUCCCUUCAAUCGAUUCAACAGUCUCAAUAUCACGCCGCAAAGGACCCAGGAAGUUGGAGCCUCGGAUGAGAUGGAUUGGACACCCACUGAGUCCCAGAUCAAGCCACAGUCGCAAUUCCGAGCCUUUCAAGAUUCGCCAAUCACAAAUGGUCCGAGAAGACCCUUUGGCGAGUCGCCGGUGAACAACAACCCAAGUCCAUUCUGGUACAAAGUUCCUGUUGCUCCAACGACCCCAGCUCAACGUUUGCGAAAUCCACCUAAUGCGCCUAUCAUAAGAAGUAAGCCAGUAGAGCAGGAAAGCAUCUUCUUCCGCGGUGCCGCGAGGAAGAAGGACGAGAAUGAGACGGAAGAGCGUGAAGUUUCUUUUAAACCACCUAGCUUCUUCGCGCCUCAGGAAAGUCACGAUGAGGCAAAUGGGUUGGCGGAUCUCUUAAGCCAGAGCUUCAGUCUAGGCCAAGAGUAUAGUGAGUCUGACCAAGGAUCAGUAACACGCCCAUCUAGUUCUCACGCCCCCGGGUCUCCCCAAUUUGGAAGGCUUGGUGUCGAGUUUAUUACUAUCGCCGUUUUGCUCGUUCUUUGGGGUCUGACUGCCGCAUUCCCACUGCCUUUUGGUCGGGAGGUGCAACUUGCACUGUUGUCUGCAGCGGGAAUCAUCGCUCUACGAGUAACAGGCGAAGCGGGCCAAGAACCAGGAGAUAGAAGAGGCCCUAGUGCGGCGACAUAUGUGAGCUCCGCAUUGAGUGUGUUUGAGCUAACAGCUGUGUGCUGGCUUGGCUGGGAAACAUGGCAGGGAAACACAGAAGGUGGGAAAUAUGGUGUGGGAGUUUUGACGGCCAUGCUGGGCCAUCAGUAA
Molecule: messenger RNA, 2010 nt
Organism: Fusarium graminearum PH-1
Lineage: Eukaryota; Fungi; Ascomycota; Sordariomycetes; Hypocreales; Nectriaceae
Exons: 5
Coding region: 1-2010 (669 amino acids)
Biological process (GO): nuclear inner membrane organization
Cellular component (GO): microtubule organizing center attachment site; mitotic spindle pole body; chromosome, centromeric core domain
Source: RefSeq, a predicted model, not a curated record